AUGAAGAGAGGGCGGCUCCUCUUUGCGCUUUGGUGCUUCAGCAUCCAGGCAGGGACGGUCUGCCCCACAGGUCUGACAUGUGUGAGCGACUAUUACCAAAACAUCAGCUGCACGUUCGAUGCGCUGGACCAACCCAGCACCCACUACCUGACCAUCAAAGGGGAAAAAUGUCCACUCACAGCUGUGGAUCACAAAUUCAGAGCCGACUGUCGGGUCUUUAAAGAUAGAAAUUAUUUCAGUACAGAGGAUAAAGUCGACAUCUACCUCUGUAAUAGUUCCAGCUGCAGAUGUAUCCGAAAUGAUUUCUUUCCAUCUAAAAAAAUUAAGCUGACGCCGCCUGACAUUAAGGUCCAGCAUGCAGCAGAGACCAUCAAAGUUACUACUAUAGGAACAUCGGAAAACCCUUACUUAGAGGGUUUCCUGGAAUUUCAAAUGGCCCUUCAGAGAUCUGGCAGCAGCGAUAUCAGAAAUGCAUUCUAUAACUCGACCGGAGCGUAUUUUACGAUUGAAAGAUCGACUCUGCAACCAGGAGCUCAGUACUGCGUCAAAGUCCGCCUCACGGUUCAGAAGGGAUACAUUUAUGAAGCCGUUUGGAGUGACUGGAGUAGAGCCGAGUGCUGGACAGUCGACAAAGAACAAGAUGGCCUUUUGAUCAUUCUGGUGAAAACCUUGGGCCCGGUGGGUCUGUCUGUUGUGGUCCUGCUGUCUGUGUGCUGCAGUCCCACCGCCAGAAUGAAGCUGAAAACUCUGUCCCACACGCCGACCCCAGCCACCUUCUUUCAGCCUCUGUUCCAGCAGGACAAGAAAAAUCUGCAGGAGUGGUUCUCAAAAAACAGAAAUUUUGUGCUGGCAUACAAAACUGAAGAGGACUUGAGGGCCGACUCUGUGACUGUUGUGCCCAGAACCACGACAAAGGAGCGUGAGGAGAUCGUCCCUGACUCCUCUGUGACCCCCUUCGUGCUCCCUAUGGCUUUCCCUGUGGGUCAGCUCUCCUACGUCGGCUUACCUGGAUUCCAUGAGGCUCCGGCUCCAGUGCUCAACGCCGGGGACGGUCAAUACACCCAGCUCCCGUGUCCCGCCUGGGAAUUCGGCAUCUCAGAAGGGGAGUUAGCAUCUUCUUCGUCUGAAAGCCCCCUAGAGAUCAGCAACGCCGACUCUGGCUGCAGCUGUGAAGGCCUGAGCAGUAGCCCAGACUGCAGUUUACCCAGCAGCCCCUUUGGUAAAUGUGUGCCGCUGCAGUUCGGCCAGGAUUACUGCAUCCUUAACAAAACAACCGAGGGGGUUGUUCCUGUUCUGGUGUCCAAAAUACAGGUUUCCUCUGACGUCCUGCAAGAAAAAGAUCCAAACCAGAGCUGAUCAGACUGAGCACUGCAGGAGGCUUUGACAAAACAUUUUAUUCUUCCUCAUGACUGUUUUCAGCAGCUGCAUCCUUUACGGUUGGAUUUAUUUCUUUAAGCAAACAGCACAACUUCUGCCUUACUACUUUUUAUUAAAAUGUUGUAUUUCUGCAUGUUUAAAGAGUUUUUUGUUUAAAAAAAACUUUGCA
Messenger RNA from Oryzias latipes (Japanese medaka), 1546 nucleotides. RefSeq lists its product as uncharacterized. NCBI's taxonomy places the organism in Eukaryota, Metazoa, Chordata, Actinopteri, Beloniformes, Adrianichthyidae. Gene Ontology annotation, molecular function: protein binding; cytokine receptor activity. Gene Ontology annotation, cellular component: external side of plasma membrane; membrane. Gene Ontology annotation, biological process: immunoglobulin mediated immune response; cytokine-mediated signaling pathway. The record is from RefSeq and is a predicted model, not a curated record.